Molecule: messenger RNA, 831 nt
Organism: Helianthus annuus (common sunflower)
Lineage: Eukaryota; Viridiplantae; Streptophyta; Magnoliopsida; Asterales; Asteraceae
Product: lipid phosphate phosphatase gamma
Exons: 1
Coding region: 63-731 (222 amino acids)
Biological process (GO): lipid biosynthetic process; protein N-linked glycosylation
Cellular component (GO): endoplasmic reticulum membrane; intracellular membrane-bounded organelle
Molecular function (GO): dolichyldiphosphatase activity
Source: RefSeq, a predicted model, not a curated record
UCCAAGAAGCCCCUUUGAGGCUUCAAUCAAAACCACCAAUUCGAUUAGUCUCACUUAGAUCAAUGUCGAAUCAACUAAGAGCUAUAACGCUAACCCAUGUUCGUUACUUCAAAGGAGAUCAAUUAGGCCAUUUUCUUGCAUGGGUUUCAUUAGUUCCGGUGUUCAUUGGCCUAGGUGGUUUUGUUUCCCACUUCCUCUUUCGUCGUGAGCUUCAAGGUAUGUUUUUCGCUCUAGGGAUAUUGAUUUCCAAUUUCAUAAAUGAGGUGAUCAAAGCAUCUGUCCAACAAGCCCGCCCAGAAACUUGCAUCAUGCUUGAAAUGUGCGAUUCACAUGGUUGGCCUUCGAAUCAUUCGCAAUACAUGUUCUUUUUCGCAACCUAUUUAACUUUGUUGACUUACAAGAAAAUGGGAAUUAUGUUUAGAAAGCAAAUGUUGCUUGUAGGUCUUGUUGUUUGGCCACUAGCAUUGCUUACAAUGUAUUCUCGGGUUUAUUUGGGGUACCAUACGGUUGCUCAGGUUUUUGCUGGUGCCGGUCUUGGGGUUUUUCUCGGUGGGUUGUGGUUUUGGGUGGUUAAUUCUUUGCUCAUAGAGCUUUUUCCGGUGAUCGAGGAGAGUUUCUUUGGUAGAUGGUUUUAUGUUAAGGAUACAUCACAUAUACCUAAUUCGUUGAAAUUUGAGUAUGAUAAUGCUCGAGCUGCACGAAGGCAUGCGCCUUAUAAGCGUAUAGAUUGAUUCAAAAGCCAAACUUGGCGAGUGAUUUUAUCUUUCAUUGUUUAUGCUACGUUCAACUUAUGUAAACGUUUUAUUUAUUGUCAAUGUUUUGUGUUGGUCA